Messenger RNA from Sphaerulina musiva SO2202, 1275 nucleotides. RefSeq lists its product as uncharacterized. Lineage: Eukaryota; Fungi; Ascomycota; Dothideomycetes; Mycosphaerellales; Mycosphaerellaceae. The annotation marks the transcript as partial. The transcript has 4 exons. The record is from RefSeq and is a predicted model, not a curated record.
AUUCAGCUUUCUCACCAACAACAUUGGGCACACCCAGUAAUCGUUCUUGCCCAUGGAUGUAGCCGCAUCCGGAUAGUUGUAAUUUGGCCACUCCACUCCCGCUGCAGGGAGGGAGAACCACGCAAAACCAGCCCGGACAGUGGUGAAACAGCAGACAGCCGCUCCUUCUUGUCAGUUGUUGGUUGCUCGUCCGCCAACUGCUCCCGGUGUGCGUGGUAUCAGCAUACCUUACCUACCAUCUUCACGCGCUCGUGCCUCCAUAGGCAACAACUCCAGGUCUGCCAUCCGGAUCCACGUGUCCGUCUCGUUCACUUCCAUUGCCUUCACGACGACCGCCGUCAAUAAUCGCGCUAGGGAAGCGCAACGAGAGGCAGUCCGCGCCGCGACUUGCCUCACCUCCUCCUGGUUGCCAGCGCAUUGAGCGCACGCGACAUCCGAACGCACCAACGACCGGUCUACAUAAUCAGCAUUCACGACCCUUCCUUGCGCCGUAAGGUAGCCGCUCUCUCAGCACCGCUCUAUUCCACCUCCUUCACCCUUUCGGCGGCUGGCUAGAACCUGCGCUCCGCAUCGCGCCGUCCAGCAUAGCAGGAUGUCUGCUCCAUACGAGAUACGUACCAACGACAACGGCAAAACCAAGAAACAAUCCAUGGCUGAGCUCAAGCUGCGACGGCUCACGGAGCUCAACCAGAGACUGCAAGAGGAUCUGAAUCGUCGAAGGAUACCUGUGUCAGAGGCCGCCAUGGACUUGAUCGCAUUCACAGACAAGGAGCCCAAGGAUUUCAUGGUUCCAAGUCGAUGGGGCACGAUCGAUAAACGCGAAGACCCAUACGCCCCACAGCAAUCGAAUGGCUGUUGUUCUGUGAUGUAGUUAUACCCCCUAGUACGCUCUGCUCACUUCGGCACUCGUACAGCAUUGGCGUUACAGCGGAUUGGUUUUCUGGGAGAGCGCAGCAAGCGCGGCGGACUUUUUUGCCUUUUUGCCAUUUGAGAGUGCCUUCGAGGAGCUCAACACCUGUUUGACUACAACAAAAUGCACUAUAAGUGGCAAUGCUAUUGGCUAUGGGGCGAUGUAGAUGAGGCUGAUGCUCACUAUUUUCGGACAUUGUCACCUUCUUUUCUCUCCGUGUAUGGGCUGUCUUCUGGUGGAAACACCUCGACUUCCAGACCUGGACCGUUGCAAUAACAUGAAGCUUCGUCGCGGCACAAUCUACGGUCCGAACAACUUGCUUAUCACUAUCACACCUGAGCUUACUGGCUUGCCUUUCUGAUUCC